Messenger RNA from Fonsecaea erecta, 795 nucleotides. RefSeq lists its product as hypothetical. NCBI's taxonomy places the organism in Eukaryota, Fungi, Ascomycota, Eurotiomycetes, Chaetothyriales, Herpotrichiellaceae. The transcript has a single exon. The record is from RefSeq and is a predicted model, not a curated record. Bases 1 to 795 code for a protein of 264 amino acids.
AUGGCUAUUUCACUCGACCGCAGGGAGCUUGAGCAAGUUGCUUUCAACGCAGCCAAGGAGUCUAUGAGCUAUAUCGAAAGUGUCACAGUAGGGAACGAAGGGCCGUUCGCUAUUGCCGCUGCCGCCAGCCGGAUUGUGCAAACACACAUCACAAACAAGCUUAGGGACCUAUUUCCAACUGAUAAUGUGCUGGACGCCCCUAUUGAGAAGGGGACAAGCGGUCGGACCUGGGUUGUCAAACCGAUCGAUAGCGUUACCCAAUUCGUGGAAGGGAAAAGAGAUUGGGUCAUCUCUUUCGGCCUUUUCGAUGGUAAACGCCCGAUCUUUGGCGUUGCAUACGUGCCAGGGCGAGCAAGGAUGAUCUCUGGUGGCGCUUACUGGCCGCCUACUCUGAAUGGCAAUCAUCUACAGGAGCCUUCUCCCUUUCCCCCGGAUAGGCGUCUCUUUUUUGCCGUAUCGUGGGAGAUCGACAAAUGGGAUUCGGCUUUCCUCGAAUUGGCAGAACAUAAUGCCAUGUUCCGCUUCCGCGAGGGCCCUGUACAGACGCUCGUCAUGAUGAUGGCAGGUUUUUUUGAUGGCUAUAUCAGCGAUUGGGUCACGGUCAACGACCUGAUGGGGUCUCUUCCAAUUCUGCGCGCACUCGGUCUGACCUACGAUAUUGCCCCAGCUGGCGGCAAAGGAGUGAAGGUCCAGGUCGGCCGGGCCAACCGAGGACCCGUACGUGGCGUUCUCGACGAUCACAACUGUUUGGCUCGGUUGAUCAAUGAACAGCUCGAAGAGAACUCGGAGGAUUGA